AUGCACUCGAGAUUCAUUGCCGUCACUCUGGCAUCCUUAUCCCUUGCCUCACAGGCCGUGGCAUGGGGCUGCAUCGGACAGGACUGCAACCAAGCCGCCGAUCAGAUCGCCUUCUCGGCACCCGAGCCUGCUAGCUACGAAGGCAAGGUCAAGUCGCUUGCCUGGGAGCCCACUCCUGGACAGGGCUGGCAGUGGUCCAGCUGCGGAACCGGUGAUGAGGUAGUGAAUGUAGAAAGCAUCGUCGUCAGCCCCGACCCGCCUGUUCCUGGUCAAAACCUCACUGUUCGCGCCAAGGGUACCGUCAAAGAUGAAGUCAGCGACGGCACGUUCGCAGAUGUCAUCGUCAAGCUCGGUCUGAUCAGGCUGCUCGCCCGUCGGUUCGAUGUCUGUGAGCAAGCAAGAGAAAGCAAUGCUGACCUCCAAUGUCCAUUGUCUGCCGGCGAGUACGAGCUCGAGCACACUGUUGCUCUGCCUCGCGAGAUCCCACCCGGCAAGUUCAACGUUCACAUCACCGGCGAAAACCAGGAUGGCUCCAACUUGCUCUGCCUUGAUCUUAGCAUCCAGUUCGGCUUCCGUCGCUGA
Molecule: messenger RNA, 582 nt
Organism: Mycosarcoma maydis (corn smut)
Lineage: Eukaryota; Fungi; Basidiomycota; Ustilaginomycetes; Ustilaginales
Product: sterol transporter
Exons: 2
Coding region: 1-582 (193 amino acids)
Biological process (GO): intracellular sterol transport
Molecular function (GO): sterol binding
Source: RefSeq, a predicted model, not a curated record